Molecule: messenger RNA, 3173 nt
Organism: Oxyura jamaicensis (ruddy duck)
Lineage: Eukaryota; Metazoa; Chordata; Aves; Anseriformes; Anatidae
Gene: SYT13
Product: synaptotagmin 13
Exons: 6
Coding region: 365-1660 (431 amino acids)
Biological process (GO): cellular response to calcium ion; regulation of dopamine secretion; regulation of calcium ion-dependent exocytosis
Molecular function (GO): syntaxin binding; clathrin binding; phosphatidylserine binding
Source: RefSeq, a predicted model, not a curated record
UUUCCUCUCUAUCACACAUCAGACUUUUCCCAGUGGAGCUGGAGAACAGGCUUCAAUGAAAACUGCCUGUUUGCAGCUAUAUGGAGAUUGCAGGCACCACAAUCACUAUUUCCUCCACCUGACCUGGAGCAGAAACUCCAUCAUCAGGAUAGAAAGGUAGCCUUGUUGCCUAGCAAAGGUGGGAUGAUUUAUCUCUGUCUCUAGAUUGGUCCCUUUUCCUCGCUGCACAAGAGAAUUGUUUUCAGACUUCCAAGGAGAAUGAAGCCAGGCUAGAAAUCACAGUGGAUGUGUGAGAGCUGCUCUCCCAGGGAAGGGAAGGAGUCACAGGUUUUCUGUGCUUUUUGUUUCUGUGCAGCUCAGGACAAUGGUUUUAUCUGCCCCAAUUAUAGCCCUUGGGGCUACCUUAGGGACUGCAACUAGCAUCCUUGCACUCUGUGGUCUCACCUGCUUCUGCAAAUGCAAGCAACCUGGGAAAGGACUCUCAGAAAAGGACCAAGAUGAGGACGUGGAAAAUACUAAGCCCAGUGUGCUUCAGCCAGCCCAACAAUUCAACGUUAAGAAAACGGCAGAGCCAGUCCAGCCUCGACCACUUCUGAAGUUUCCCAACAUUUAUGGCCCCAAACCAGCGGUAACUUCACCUGAAAUUGUUAACUACACACAGUACUCCUUGAAGACAACAGAAGAACCAGUUACUGGAAAACAUACUGUUUUGGAUGAGAACAGGAUGAAGAUACAAGUCAAUGAAGAGCUUUUUGUUCUCCCUCAAAACGUUUCAGGUGUGGUAAAAGAUGUGUGUGUCACGGAGCACUUGAACCCCGAGAGGGCAGCCAGUUGUAACCAGGUCCCUGAACUGCGAUACUCCCUCACGUAUGAUCAACAAAAAGCUGAGCUGUGUGUGGCCCUUCUGGAAGCUAUGCAUGGCAGAAUGAGUGGUGACCAGGAUGCUGGCUGCCAUUGCUACAUACUGGGCACGCUGGUGAGCAAGUCUGGCAUUGCUGAAGCCCAGACAGAGCUGAAGAAGAAGGUGCUUCACACCCUCUGGGAGGAGGUCUUGCGGUUCCCUUUAACCGAGGAAGAGAUGCCAGAGGGGACACUGACUCUCACCCUGAGAAACUGCGACAAGUUCUCCCGACACAGCAUUGUGGGGGAACUCAAACUGAGCCUUGCUGACAUAGAGAACUCCUUUGGGAUGGCCCAGUGGGAAAGGCUAAAGAUGCCAGAGAAGGAGCCAUCUACAGGCCAUGGAGAGGUUCUGCUGUCUAUCAGCUACCUGCCAGCAGCUAACCGCCUGCUUGUGGUGAUUAUUAAGGCUAAAAAUCUCCAUUCCAAGCAGCUGAAAGAUCUACUAGGAAAUGAUGUUUCUGUCAAGGUGACACUGAGGCAUCAGUCCUUGAAGCUGAAGAAGAAGCAGACCAAACGUGCAAAACACAAGAUCAACCCUGUCUGGAACGAGAUGAUCAUGUUUGAGGUGCCUCAUGAGCUGCUGCGUGCCUCCAGUGUGGAGCUGGAAAUGCUGAGCCAGGAUGCUGCUGGCCAGAGCCAUGUGCUCGGCAAGUGCAGCCUGGGCUUGCACGUCACAGGAACAGAGAGGAACCACUGGGAAGAAAUGCUGAGAAAUCCCAGGAGACAAAUUGCCAUGUGGCACCAGCUCCACAUGUAGGUACACCAAGAUUACCGCCAACCAGAUUUCCACCAAGCCUCUGAGUAUGGAGGAAUAAGCUGCAUUUCACCUUCCACCUUCCCAUCCACAAAGUGGCAUGGCACAGCAUUCUUCUUAGGCCACCCUCCCUGAUUUCCUGCCAAAAGAAUGCCUCAUGAUAGCCCAGGGAAUUGUCUGGAAAACGUAUUUAGAGGACAAUCUCUCACCCAAUCAAGUGGUCCUCUGAAACAGGGGCUUGGCUGUCUAGAUGGUUUGAAUUACUUUUAUUAUCCUGCCCAUUGUCAUUUCUGUGAGGUCCCUGUUUCUGUAGAGGAGCAGAGGGAAGCAGAGGAAUCAUGGAAAUUUAAGCUGCUCCUCGGCACCUGGCACUUUUACCCAAGUUCCUGGUGAGGGCUGGCUCCAUUAUUACAAACAUGCAGCAGCCAUUUUGCCAGCCACUGUUUUUCAUGUUUUAUAAGAUCUUAAGAAAUGAAGAUCACAACAUUAAUGUUGACUUCUGACCCAAAGUAGUAGUGUGAAGGAAAGAGAGAAGCCAUGUGGAAGCAUAGACCAAUUUACAGUAGAUGGAUAUCUAGAAAUAGAGAAAACAGAGGAAGAAGAGAGACAGUCAAUACUAUCAUCCUGUGUAACCUUUGAAGCAAACACUGCCAAAUAAGAAGUCAAAUACUUUCCUUCACUUUUGUCUCCUAGGGUGUCCGAUAUCUUAGAUUUAAGAUUCAUAAAAAUUGCUGAAAGCACUAAUGUUUCAUGAUCCUAUGACAGAAUACCCGUUUUUUCUGUCUUUCUAUAAUGUCACCCAGGAAGACCCUAAACAUGGACAAACAGUUAUUGUGGAUGUUACCUCCAAAAUCUUGGAUCAAAUCCUUCUUCUUACUGACAUUUUUUCUGUUUGGGAAUUUCUGAUCUGGAAAAGUCUCAAAUAUACUAAUUAUAAUCCAGGCAGCAUCUAAGACUAGACAAAAUAAGUGGGAUCAUUUCAUACCUUAGCAGAUGAUUGAUGGUUUUGGUUUGACAGUUAACUAUGACUCUCAAAUCCUCAUACCAGCAUUACUUGAAGAGAACCCUUAAGAGCUGCCAUGUAUUUCAUCACUUCCAGACAGAAGGAAUUCACUGACCAGACAGACUCUCUAGGGCUGUUUUUUUUUUGUGUGCACUUUCAAGAUUUGACGUGGCUUAAAUGUUACUGUUUACUCUCCUUUUAUUGUCUAGAUGGACUGAAAAGCUGGAAUUGGCAGCAAUGAUGUUAUGACCUCAAAUGCACACUGCUUGUUCUACCACUUUGUUUCAAGUAGUAGACACAGCUUUGAGGGACAUGCAUGGGGACAAGACAUCUAAAAAUCUGAGAACAGAAUCAUAUGGUUUGUAGCACUGAAAAACUCUGAGAACUUUUUUUUUUUUUUUUCCCCCCAAGGGUCAGCUUGACCCUCUAUUUAUUUCAAAACAUUAAGCUAGGCUUUAUCUAGAAUCCAUCCCAUUUUGCUGGUUUAGUCAAACAGGUCAAGCAAAUUGUCAU